This is a messenger RNA of Manis pentadactyla (Chinese pangolin), 2831 nucleotides long. RefSeq names its product TNF receptor superfamily member 8 (gene TNFRSF8). NCBI's taxonomy places the organism in Eukaryota, Metazoa, Chordata, Mammalia, Pholidota, Manidae. The record is from RefSeq and is a predicted model, not a curated record. Bases 267 to 2084 code for a protein of 605 amino acids. Gene Ontology annotation, biological process: signal transduction. The transcript is spliced from 15 exons. Gene Ontology annotation, molecular function: protein binding; transmembrane signaling receptor activity.
GCGCGGAGAGAUGGUGGGGGAAGGGCAGAGUUAAGGCUGAGCCCUCGGGGAAGGAGCAGUCACUUUUGAAGUGACUUCACGGCGUGCGGUUGGGUGCCAGCGAGGUGCGCGCGGGACGUUCUGCCACGUCUGCCGGUGCCCGAGGUCUACCCACGCGCGGCCUGGGCCGCUGGCACCGCACGUGGGCGCCUCGCGCUUCCCAGGCUGCCUCGGUGGGCGCGGGCGGUGGGCGCGGGCAGUGAGCCCAACCCUGCGCCCCCGCCGGGAUGCGCGCCCUCCGCGCUGUGCUGGGGCUGUCGCUCCUCGGAGCGCUCCGAGCCUUCCCGCAGGAUGGAGCCCGCGUGGACGCCUGCGCCACAGACCCCAGCCGCUACUACGACGAGGCAGCCAGGAGGUGCUGUUACCGUUGCCCAGAGGGACUGUCUGCCCAGCAGCCAUGCCCACAAGGGUCCUGGGACUGCCAGAAGCAGUGUGAGCCUGACUACUACCUGGGUGGGAGCGGCGGCUGCCUGGCCUGUGUGAGCUGUUCCGAAGAUGACCUAGUGGAGAAGAUGCCCUGCUCAUGGAACUCCUCCCGCGUCUGUGAGUGCCGGGCUGGCAUGUUCUGUGUCACAUCCGCCACCAACUCCUGUGCCCGCUGCUCCCCGCAUUCCGUCUGCUCAACAGGAAUGAUUGUCAAGUUCCCAGGCACAGCAGAGAGGGACACUGUCUGCGAGUCACCUUCUCCGGGGACCAGCCCUGACUGCAGCAUCAGCCCGGAGGACUGCAAGGCGCCUGCCAGUGGCCCCAGCUCCCAAGCCAAGCCCAGCUUGACCUCCUUAGCAAGCAAUGCCAGGACCAUGCUUCUCGGAAAGGGUGCUCCCCUCCGCCCAGAAGAUGGUGCAGAAAUGAUGAAGAUUCUCAACUCUUCCUCCUCCGCGGGGAAGCCCAGUUCAGAUCCAGGGCUGGCCCUGCAUCAGCCUUGCCCCCAGGGGUCUGCUGACUGCCAGAAGCAGUGUGAGCCUGACUACUACCUGGAGAGGGAUGGCCGCUGCACAGCCUGUGUGAGCUGUUCGGAAGACGAUCUCGUGGAGAAGACACCCUGCAUGUGGAACUCCUCCCGCAUCUGUGAAUGUCGACCUGGCAUGUUCUGUGUCACAUCAGCCACCAACUCCUGUGCCCGCUGCGUCACUCUCCCUGUCUACUCACCAGGGACAGUCACCAAACACCAGGGUCUGGCUGAGAGGGACACUACCUAUGAGCUGCCUCCCCCAGAAGCCCACCAGGACUGCAGCACCAGCCCAGAGGACAGUGAGGCUCCCACCAGCACCAGCCCCUUCUUGACCUCCCCGGCUGGCUCCCAGACCAGUCAGGGGCACGGAGGGGGCAUCACCCAUGCCUGGGGGGACACCAUCCUCACAAGUGCUCCGAUCUCUUUCUCCUCCACGGGAAAGCCCAUUCUGGUUUCAGGGCCUGUGCUCUUCUGGGUGCUGGUAGCGCUGAUGACGGUCAUCGGCUCUGUCUCUUUCCUCUUGUGCCACAGGAGGGCCUGCAGGAAGUGGAUUCGGCAGAAGCUCCACCUGUGCUACCCCGUCCAGACCUUCCAGCCCAAGCUGGAGCCUGCAGAUUCCAGGUCCGGGAAGAGCCCUACGCAGCCAAAGAGAAGUGCAUCUGUGGCAGAGCUGAGCACAGGAGAGCUGGGGCUCAUGGGCACCCCAGCUGUGGAGACCUGCCCCAGUGUGGGGGCAGCCUGCCUGGAGAGCCUGAAGCUGCUGGAUGCCAGUCCGGCUGAGAGCCCCGGACCCUCGAGGGACCCUCCUGAGCCCCGAGUGGCCACGGAGCAGACCAAUAACAGGAUCGAGAAAAUCUACAUCAUGAAGGCUGAUACAGUGAUCGUGGGGACCGUGAAGACCGAGGUGCCUGAGGGCCGGAGCCUGGUGGGGCCAGCGGGGCCCGAGUUUGAGGAGGACCUGGAAGUGGACCAUGCCCCCCACUACCCAGAGCAGGAAACAGAACCACCUCUGGGCAGCUGCAGGGACGUCAUGUUCUCAGUGGAGGAGGAAGGGAAGGAGGGCCCCUUGCCCACAACUGUCUCUGGGAAAUGAGGCCUGGCUUAGGCAGGGGCUAAGAGGGCAGCUGGGUGCCCCAUGCUGGUGGCAGAGGUCCAUCUGGCCUGAACUGAGGUCCCAGCAUCCAGUGGGAAACCCGUCUGUCAGUGGAGUCGGGUUCUGGUGGUCUCUGCCUGCAUCCCCACUCAGCUGCCCUCCAAACAAGACCUAGGGGAGCUGGGGCUUGUGCAGUAGAAUCAGCCAUCGGGCUGGAUCUGGAUGGCAGGGUUUGUUGGAGCAACAGCCACUGGGCAUCCUGCCUCCUGCUAAUUGCCAAGAAGAUGCCCCCAGAGCCCUGGCAUCGGACACAUACCGCCAGGCCCAGAGCCCACCAGAACCCCAUACCCCUAGCAUUCUCCUCUUACACUAGGUCUCGGGAGUGAUGCCCACCGGGCCUAGCUGCCAUGCCAGCAGCCCCCAGGUACUGUAAACAUGGCCCUCCAUGGCACUGAGGCAGCGUGUCCUCAGUGGCCCCCAUCUUGGCUAGAGCCACCACACUGCACCCUUUGUGGAGGUGAACACCUGGCAUGGCCUCCAGCCCUGCUUGGGCUGAGUGGACCCUCCUGGUGCUGCCAGCCCCGCCCUGUUCUGUAGCCCCCAUGGGGGGCCAGGAGCUAGGAUCAACUCGCUCGUCUCAGAAUGUCCUCACCCGUCCCUGCAACAGGAGGUACCCAAGACCCGGCCUACCUAGCCACAGCUUCAGGGAGGAGGGCCCGCUCCGCUUUGCCUGGGGCACUUGCCUUC